This is a messenger RNA of Calidris pugnax (ruff), 1622 nucleotides long. Its product is annotated as chromosome unknown open reading frame, human C1orf35. NCBI's taxonomy places the organism in Eukaryota, Metazoa, Chordata, Aves, Charadriiformes, Scolopacidae. The coding region runs from base 85 to 1005 and encodes 306 amino acids. The record is from RefSeq and is a predicted model, not a curated record. The transcript is spliced from 9 exons.
UAAACCCCCUCCGGGUCACACAGAGGAGUUUUUUUGGGGGGACAGACACAAACCCUGUGCUGACCCCCCCCAAAAGGUGUCACGAUGUUCGGCUCCUCCCGGGGGGGGGUCCGGGGGGGCCAGGACCAGUUCAGCUGGGAGGAUGUCAAGACGGACAAACAGCGGGAGAACUACCUGGGGAACUCCCUAAUGGCGCCGGUGGGCCGGUGGCAGAAGGGGAAGGACCUGACUUGGUACGCCAAGGGCAAGAAGGAGACAGGUCCCACCUUGUCCCGUGAAGAAGAGCUGGCCGCCGUCCGCCUGGCCGAGCAGGAGGCCAUGAUGGCAGCCCUGGGCUACAAGAACGUGAAGAGGCAGCCCACCGGCCUCAGCAAGGAGGACCUGGCUGAGGUGUGCAAGCGGGACGGCGCCGAGCGGGACGGGAAGGACGUGGACCGGGUGGUGGGCUUGGGCAGCUCCAGCGGCAGCGCCGGCCGGGUGAUGCUCUCCAAGGAGGACAAGGAGGCGGCCAAGAUGGGGCUCUCCAUCUUCACGCACCAGAAAGUCUCCAGCAGCCCUGAAACGUCCAGCUCCAAGAAGAAGCAGGAGAAGGAGGAGAAGGUGGAGGAGAAACGACCGGAGAGCGGCAAGAAAUCCAAAAAGGAGAAGAAGAAAAAGAAGAAGAAGAAACACAAGAAGGAGAAGAAGAAGGACAAGCACCACAAGAGGGAUGCUUCCCCCUCGUCUUCCGAUUCUUCUCCGGAGCGGGAUGAGAGGCACCACCGAAGGAAAGCCCAGCAGCGUCCCGGCGAGCGGCGGCGGCGGCGCCACGACACGGGUUCCUCUGCCAGCAGCCGGGAUUGGGGCCGGAGCCCCUCGCCCCGUCCUGCCCCGCGGAGGAGCCGGAGCCGCGACGGCCGCGGUCGCCACCCGUCCCCGCGCCGCAGGGGGAGGAAGAGGAGCAGGAGCCCAUCCCCUCCGUCCCGCGGGGCCCGGCAACGCCACGACACCGAUUCCGAGGACUGAGAGGGAACCUACAGAGCUUUGGGUUGGUUGGUUGGUUUUUUCCCCAGAGAGAUCUCACGCAUUCUAUCUAUUUUUUUAAGGUUAUUAAAUUAAAAACGCCGCAGUUUUGUGGUUGCCGGGGUUGAGCCCAGCCAAGGGCACUUGGUUUUGCGGUGCCAGCUGCCCCUCCCCUGCCCGCAGCUCCUGCUCUUCAAGCUGGGGUGGCACCACCAGUUCCCACCAGAGGUGGGUCCCAUCCGUGGAGGCAUCUGGGCACCCUUCUCCCUUCCUGGAUCCAUCCAUCCCGGUGGGAUUUAGCUGGGAGGAUGGUGUGAGGUGGGUGUUGGUGCUGGGACGGGCCCGGCUGCGAUGCUGGAAAUGCUGCAGAUGCCUCGGGUUUAUGUAAAGAGUUGGUGGAUGCAGUUAUGAUGAUGAUGAUGAUGAUGAGUUUUUUUAAGUGUCUUCUUUCGGUGCCCUCGAGCAGCUGCCAGCGAAGCAGCUGGAGGGGACCUUCUUUCCUCAAACCCUCCCUGGAGUCCGUCAGCUACAAAAUAAAACCGGGGGUUUGUGCGCUGCCGGGAGGGUUUUGUAUCUUGGAGCUGAUGGUUUUCUGAUGGUGGGGCUGUGGGGCUCUCCAU